Messenger RNA from Cucurbita maxima (winter squash), 1180 nucleotides. Its product is annotated as thiamine pyrophosphokinase 1-like. The transcript is spliced from 6 exons. The coding region runs from base 373 to 888 and encodes 171 amino acids. Lineage: Eukaryota; Viridiplantae; Streptophyta; Magnoliopsida; Cucurbitales; Cucurbitaceae. Gene Ontology annotation, biological process: thiamine metabolic process; thiamine diphosphate biosynthetic process. Gene Ontology annotation, molecular function: thiamine diphosphokinase activity; ATP binding; thiamine binding. The record is from RefSeq and is a predicted model, not a curated record.
UCAUUUGCUCUGAAUAUUCAAUCAGUUUCCAAUCGAAUCCUAUUUUUCAAUUUUCCAUUCAGAAAAUUUUCCAAUCCCUCGCGUUUCCGCCAUGAGCGUCUUGUUCCACUCUUCAGAAUUCCUCCUCCCUUCUUCUUCUUCUUCUUCUUCGUUUCCGGCAGAGCACCGCCGUUCUUCAACCUACGCUCUUGUUCUGCUCAACCAACGUCUCCCCAAAUUCACUCCCCUGCUCUGGAAGCACGAGCAGCACAACUUCGUUUGUGUGCCGAUGGAGGUGCCAAUCGCGUAUUUGAUGAAUUGCCUCUGCUGUUUCCUCAUCUAGACGCUUUGGAUGUUCGUAAUAGCUACAAGCCAGAUGUUAUUAGUGGAGACAUGGAUUCAAUUCGGGCAGAAGUACUAGAUUUUUAUGAUAAGCAAGGGAUCAAGAUAUUUGAUGAAUCUGAAGAUGAGGAUACUACAGACCUACAUAAAUGUGUUGCAUAUAUUCUUCAGUCUAUGCCAAAUCUGGAGGAGUCUAAUCUGUGUAUACUUGUUGCCGGAGCUCUAGGUGGACGAUUCGAUCACGAGAUAGGAAACAUCAAUGUACUAUGCCGUUUCUCAACUACGCGCAUAAUCCUUCUGUCUGAUGAUUGCCUUGUUCAUCUUCUGCCAAGGACUCAUCACCAUGAAAUCCAUGUUGACUCAUCUGUUGAGGGUCCGCAUUGUGGUCUCAUUCCAAUUGGGAUGCCUUCUGGAAGCACUACAACCAAAGGUCUCCAAUGGGAUUUGACUGACACAGAGAUGAAGUUUGGAGGUCUAAUUAGCUCAUCGAAUAAAGUUAAAGGAGAGAAAGUAAGAGUGCAAUCUGACACCGAUCUUCUCUGGACGAUCUCAUUAAAAAAGCAAUAAGACGGGGUUGUAGGAUUGCGAUGAGCUGGAGCUGCCAUCGGCCUGAUAGCCGAUGCUAGAUUUUGAGCCUCCGAGCCCGCACAGUCUUCGGCCAGGCAUUCUCUGCAUUAGGUAAUGGAAUCUUCUUUCUCCCUUUAAAAUAAGAAUAAUUUUGAAGAUCUACCCCUUCAUCUGCCAGGUCUUUUAGCUUUCCAUUUUCCGUUAAAUUUGUUUUUAUGUGAUUAGGAAGUUGUAUUGCUCUCUCUCUCUCUCUCUCUCUCUCUGAUUUUGGAGAUCAGUGCCAUUAUAUAUA